This is a messenger RNA of Gopherus evgoodei (Goodes thornscrub tortoise), 3897 nucleotides long. It is a transcript of the gene AGBL4, whose product is annotated as ATP/GTP binding protein like 4. Gene Ontology annotation, molecular function: metallocarboxypeptidase activity; zinc ion binding. The record is from RefSeq and is a predicted model, not a curated record. Gene Ontology annotation, biological process: proteolysis. Lineage: Eukaryota; Metazoa; Chordata; Testudines; Testudinidae.
CCCGCCGUUGCCUCCGCCGGGACGUUGCUGGCCCCGUGGCAAGGGGGGGGGGAGGAGUGAGGGACUCCCCUGGCUGUGACGUGUGUUGCCAUGGUGACGCCCGGCCAGCGUCUCACUCCGUGUGGAGAGGCUGGGGGACGACAACAAACAUGGCGGAGAGGAGCAAGACGGCAGAGCCGGGUAGUGACUUAGGAAGUGAUGAUAUCAUAGCAGGGAAUCUAAGCAAAUACGUCGUUCUCCCAGCUGGUUACUAUGGACAGCCUAAAAAAGGACAUCUUAUAUUUGAUGCCUGUUUUGAAAGUGGUAACCUUGGACGUGUGGAUCACAUCACAGAGUUUGAGUAUGACCUGUUCAUUAGGCCGGAUACCUGUAACCCACGCUUUCGAGUUUGGUUCAACUUCACUGUUGAAAAUGUGAAAGAGUCACAGAGGGUAAUUUUCAACAUUGUCAACUUCAGUAAAACAAAGAGUCUCUAUCGUGAUGGAAUGACUCCAAUGGUGAAAUCCACAAGCAGACCAAAAUGGCAAAGGCUGCCACCUAAAAAUGUAUAUUACUAUCGCUGCCCAGACCACAGAAAGAACUAUGUCAUGUCAUUUGCUUUCUGCUUUGACCGGGAGGAUGACAUUUACCAAUUUGCCUACUGCUAUCCGUACACAUAUACUCGGCUCCGACACUAUCUCGACAACUUACAAAGGAGGAACAUGGACUACUUUUACAGAGAAUUGCUGGGACUCAGUGUGCAACAACGGCAACUUGACCUGCUGACUAUAACCAACCCUGUAAACCUGCGGUCGGCUGAGCAGAAAGUGGUGUUCAUCACUGCCCGUGUCCACCCGGGAGAAACUCCCUCUUCCUUUGUAUGCCAAGGUAUAAUUGACUUCCUCGUGAGCCAACAUCCCAUAGCCAAAGUACUGCGAGAUCACUUGGUCUUCAAGAUAGCUCCAAUGCUUAAUCCAGAUGGGGUAUAUCUAGGAAACUACAGGUGCUCCUUGAUGGGGUUUGAUUUAAACCGGCACUGGGCGGAUCCAUCUCCCUGGGCUCAUCCCACGCUGCAUGGAGUAAAACAGCUCAUCGUUCAGAUGUACAACAAUCCGAAAAUUAGCCUGGAGUUCUAUAUUGACAUCCAUGCCCACUCCACUAUGAUGAAUGGCUUCAUGUAUGGGAACAUCUUUGAAGAGGAAGAAAGAUUUCAGAGACAAGCUAUUUUCCCUAAGCUACUCUGUCAGAAUGCUGAAGAUUUCUCCUUUUCUAGCACGUCCUUCAACCGUGAUGCUGUGAAGGCAGGGACAGGACGACGCUUCCUCGGUGGCUUAUUGGACCAUUCUUCUUAUUGCUAUACUCUGGAAGUCUCCUUCUACAGCUACAUACUUGGAGGAACUACUUCUACAGUCCCCUAUACAGAAGAAGCCUAUAUGAAGUUAGGGAGAAAUGUGGCCAGAACAUUCUUGGAUUACUACCGGCUAAACACGAUAUCAGAGAGACCACUGGCACCUAUCCCCAACACACGGAAAGAAAAAAUGCCCCCCUUCAAAUGUGGCCCCCAGCGGGGCCCAGGGAACAGCCACCCGGGCCGCAAGCUAGAGAAGAGAAGCCAGACGAAUCCUAUGGAGCACUCUCACUCGUCAUAAGGACAUUGGGAAGCAGGCACUGCGGAAGUGGAGUCUGAUCAGCCCCUUGGGGGGUUGAAAUUGGUCUUUUCCCCCCAGAUAAGUAAAAUAACAAAUAGUCAGGGGUGGGGUUGGGUGGCGGCGAAAUCAGCUAGAAAUGUUACACUUGUUUUUCUUUUUACCAAUGGUAAAUCAGUUCCAGGCCUUUUGGCGCAGCUCUGAAAAAUGUGAACAGAUUGAUUCACAAAAAUCAUUAACUGUAGCUGAACAGCCAUUAGUUACAACACAGGGAGGAGGGACCCCCCAAACCUCUCCCCCUCUGUCUUUAAAGGAGUCAUUGAUUCACUGAGCAAACAAUUCAAAGCCCCCCAUCACCCAGUGCAAUAUCUGCUCCUUCAGUGUAAAAUUCAGAAGGCUUUGUGCAAGUCUCAUGUGCUGUUGCAGUUACCGUGGGCUAUCGUGUAUAGAAAUAGCCCAGGGGGGGUAGGCAGGCAUGCUCCUGUGUACCCCGCUUUGUGCCAUCCUUCAUUUCCUGGCACAUAUUUUUGCUCUUCCAUCAGAUCUUGUCAUGAGACUCCUGUCGCACGGUUAAUUGAGAGAGACGCAUGCACACCGAUGUGUGUGAUGGUUCUCGCUCACAGAGCAUGAGCUGAGUUGUGAUGGGGGAGGACGUGUGGUGCCCAGCUGGACUCUUUGGUGUCACUAUUGUGCCUGCAGAAGCCAGUUCCUGGCAUUACGCUCACCAGCAGCCCAGGCUAGACCCGUAUAAGAGGCAUAGUCUGUGUUCCCCAAGCAGCUGCUGGGUAUGUACAGGAAUACGCCCAGACCUGCCCCCAGUGCAAUACCAACUGUUGGCAGCAUUGAUUGGCCUCCCCCUCUUGGUUGCUUCAUGAUGGGGGUGAGGGGCAAAGCACAGGGGACCCCCUGACUCUUCUUCCCCCCACCUCCACAAGCUAGUCUGCCCCAUAGUAUCUACAUGCAUUGAAACUUGUGCUAAAAGCCAUCUCCAGCGGGCAGCCUCCUCCCCAGGCCUCAUGUGACCGACCUGAAGUGUCCCUCUGCUUUUCAGGGAAAGUGAAUUGAAACUCUAGGUAAAAACCUGCUCACUGUUCCCUUCUGUGAUCACCUUCUGCAGGUUCUAUGGGGUUAUGAAACCAGAUGUUAGUGAUGGGGCUCGACCUCUCCAUUCCCAAACCCUGGGGAAGUUUAGCUCUGGAUCUUAGGGACAGAUUCUCAGCUGUUGAUCCCUGAUCCUGGGCUGGCCAUGGUGCUGAAAAGGCCCUAGGCAAAACUGAAAGCAGCUUUAGUUUGUUACAUUGGCUGCAGUUGUCUCACAUGGACUGCUGCACUAGCUGGGCAGCUGGCAAAGCGCUGGGCACUCCACUCCCCCCUGAAUAUCCUCAUCCUAUCCCCAGCGUGCCCCUGUCUGGUGAGUAUACAUGGCUCUAUGGGGCAUGAGGCUUCCCCUCUCAUAGGAGGAUGCUUGGCUGGCCCAUUAGGGCAGCUUUCCAUUUGCUUUGCACUGACAGGGAAGCCCAGGGCAGAAGAUACGGCUUUGAGUUCUGCACCUCGGGUACAGGUCUUGCCCACAGCUAUAUGCUGAUGUUUGAAUAUACAGCCAAACCUACAGCCUGUGCAUCAGUUGUAUCCUCCCACACACACACACACAGCCUCAUGGUGGGUAUAAAUGAGGGCAGAAUAUGGCCCUGUUUGGAUCUGAAAAAGAAGCAAGUCCCAAGAAAGUGACAAAACUGUAAAUGCACAGAUGUUGUCAAAUACAAUCUAUCAACCUGAUUUUUUUAAUCUCUGGGAAGGGGAGAGACGGGAGAAUAGGAAACAAGUUGAGAACAAGAAAUAAGAUAACCCACAGGAAGGAAAAUGAUAAAAACAAACUCAAUAUUGUCAGCAUUUCAAGGUUACAGGGUUAAACUGUGUGCAUUUUUAAGGAGGGUAAAAUGCCUUAAUAUGAUGAAUACCAAUGCACCUAAAAGGCACAGUCCUGCUUUCCUGGCUCUAUAAGCAAAGUAAUGAAUAGUGGGUGACAGUAUGAUAAUUAAAAUGACCUCUUGGAGAUAUGGAUUAGAAGGCACGCAGAGCGGGGAUAACUUGUCCUUUGAAUUAAUCUAGUGUUAAUUUAUUACUAUAGUUGGAUUUUAUAAGGUUUUAGUGGAAGACUUUCAAAGUUGGUUUACUUGGAGGGGAAAAAAAUGUUCCCUUUGCAUGUUGAUUGAAACAAAACACUUGCAGAAUUCCUUGGUGUUUCUUUCUGAAUGGCUCCAUGUAUCUAGGA